UGAACGUCAUUAGCCUUUGGAGAGAAGGCGAGCAGUUCCAAAGCGGAAACUCCUCCCGAAUCCUGACUGCGGGACUCACAGACACAGAAAAAAAAAAGGAUACCAACCAAAUUAACACAAACCGCCCGGAAACACACGUACAUUCUACUAUAAAACAAGAAAACUACAGCAAAUAAAACGCAUAAGGAAAAAGUAGCAUUGACAUAAAACUGUCUCGGAUUUUUUUUUUUCUUGUAGUAGUUAGCAGUGCUUUUAUGUUUUGAAUCGAGCGUCCAUCGAUGCUCCGACAUUACAAGAGAACUGGACCGACCGGGCAAUGAUUCCCAAUACCUGAAUUUUAAGGAGCCUGAGAGAAUAGGAUAUGCAGACUUGAAGGACCUCUCUGUACCUUGUGGAGAUUUGUGCCUUAAAGAAAAUGGGAUUUGGAAGAGAUCUUCAGCAUUCCCACGAUGCACUUUUGAAGCUGCAGGACUGGGAGUUAAAACUGCUGGAGACAGUAAAGAAGUUUAUGACUUUGCGGGUUAAAAGUGACAAGGAAUAUUCAUCUCUCCUUCAGAAUAUAAGUCAACAAGUAGACAAGCAUGAUAACUCCUCGCAAGUGGAUUAUGUCAGCAACGUUUCCAAGUCUUGGGCAUAUAUGGUACACCAGACAGAACAACUAAGCAAGAUAAUGAAGUCACACGCUGAGGACCUUAACUCAGGACCUCUCCACAGGCUCACCAUGAUGAUAAAGGACAAGCAGCAGGUGAAAAAGAGUUAUCAUAGCUUACAUCAGCAAAUCGAAUCAGAGAUGUGCAAGGUAACAAAAAACGAGCUGGAAAAAUUAAAAGGCACUUACAGACAAUUAACAAAAGAUGCCAAUUGUGCCAAAGAGAAGUAUAAAGAAGCUAUUAUGAAAGAUGAACUUCUAAACACUCAAGGCAAGGAAUCUGAAAAGGCUAGAGACCGGUAUGACAAAGCAACAAUGAAACUCCACAAUCUCCAUAACCAAUAUGUGCUAGCAGUGAAGGGGGCCCAGCUGCACCAGGAGCAUUAUUACGACACUAUUCUUCCUCAGCUACUGGACUCCUUGCAGAAGAUGCAGGAAGAAAUGAUUAGAGCACUGAAAGGAAUUUUGGAAGAAUACAGCCAGAUCACCAGUUUUGUAACAGAUGAAAUAGUUAAGCUUCAUGCAGACAUACACACCUCUCUAGAGCAGAUUGACCCCUCUUCAGAGUAUGACAGUUUUAUUGAAGUUCACAGAUCACCCAAAGUUAAGGAACCAAGAGUAGAAUUUGAUGUUUCUCUGUUGGAAGAGGCCGAAAACCUUCAAGCAAAUGAGAUCUUGUGGAACAAUUUAACAGCGGAUAGUUUACAAGCAAUGUUGAAAACAGCAACAGAUGACCUAGCCCAAACUCAGCAGACACUCCUUAACAAAGAAGAACUGAUGCAGGACUUAGAAAGGAAAAUUGAAGAAUCUGCCAAAUCAUGUGAAAAUAAAUCAGAUGUUGUCUUGCUGCUUAGCCAGAAGCAGACACUGGAAGAGUUAAAGCAGACAUUACAAUUGCUGAGGUGCACAGAGGCUAAGCUGGCCGCUCAGAAAGAGUUACUGGAUCAGAAGAUGCAAGAGAAUGAUGGCAAAGAGCCCCCUCCUGUCGUAAAUUACGAAGAGGAUGAUGUCAGAUCCGUUGCUUCCGUGGAUAAAGGAAAAGACAAGGUCUCGAAGUUGGACACCUUACGGCAUUCUAUUGCUGGGAUUAUUCGGUCUCCAAAAUCAGUCUUGAGCUCAUCUUCAUUCUUUGAUGUGAUACCAACCAGCGAGAAGCCAUUAGGAGAGCAGGAUUGGUACCAUGGUGCAAUCCCAAGAAUAGAAGCUCAGGAGCUGUUGAAGCAACAGGGAGACUUUUUGGUCCGGGAAAGCCAUGGCAAACCGGGUGAAUAUGUCCUCUCUGUUUUUUCAGAGGGACAGCGAAGACACUUUAUCAUACAGUACGCAGAUAAUCAGUAUCGAUUUGAAGGCACUGGCUUUCCAACGAUUCCUCAGCUAAUAGAACACCAUUACACAACAAAGCAAGUUAUUACAAAGAAGUCGGGCGUGGUGCUACUGAAUCCUGUUGUCAAGGAUAAGAAAUGGGUUCUCAAUCAUGAAGAUGUAACACUUGCAGAGUUACUGGGCAAAGGUAAUUUUGGAGAAGUAUUCAAAGGAACACUGAGAGACAAAACUCAAGUUGCUGUAAAAACAUGUAAAGAAGAUCUACCACAGGAGCUGAAAAUAAAAUUUUUAUCAGAAGCAAGGAUACUUAAGCAAUACGAUCACCCAAAUAUUGUGAAGUUAAUAGGAGUCUGCACACAAAGACAGCCUAUUUACAUUGUAAUGGAACUUGUUCCAGGUGGAGAUUUCCUUUCCUUUUUGAGGAAGAAAAAAGAAGACCUAAAAACGAAACAGCUGGUGAAGUUUGCUUUAGAUGCUGCUUUAGGAAUGGCUUACCUUGAAUUAAAAAACUGUAUCCACAGGGAUCUGGCUGCAAGGAACUGCCUGGUUGGCGAGAAUAACUUGCUGAAGAUCAGCGACUUUGGAAUGUCUCGGCAAGAGGAUGAUGGGAUUUAUUCAUCAUCCGGCUUGAAACAGAUUCCCAUCAAAUGGACUGCGCCAGAGGCCCUAAAUUACGGGAGAUACAGUUCAGAAAGUGACGUGUGGAGUUAUGGCAUUCUUCUCUGGGAGACGUUCAGUUUAGGAGUUUGUCCCUACCCCGGAAUGACAAACCAGCAAGCCAGGGAGCAAGUUGAAAAAGGUUACAGAAUGACUUGUCCACAGAAGUGUCCAGAGGAGGUCUACAAAACAAUGCAGAAAUGCUGGGAAUACAAGCCUGAAAACCGUCCCAAGUUUGUUGACAUACAAAAGGAACUUGCAUCAUUAAAAAAGAAAUAACAUUAUAGAUAGAGGAAGGAACAUACAGACUUUUUCUUAUUUUAUAUAUAAAUCUAUAACUUGGCAAACAGAGAUACACUGAUUGUUUGCCUCAUCAUCAAUACCAUCAUACUGCAUUAACACCUUUAAAAUAAUUUGUAAUGUUAGUAUCCAGUUGCUAGUGUCAUAGUGCCUUUUGCCUAUAACUAUUUGAGGACAUAAAAAGCAAACAAACACAAAAAAAAAAACCUGCCUAAACACAGCUGCCAAAUAUUCUGCCAUCGCUAAAGUCAGAGGUGCCAUUUGUGUUCUGUUUAUUUGGUGGGGUGUAUUUCAUGCAUGGGGAAUUAAAACUGAGGUAAUCCUUUGAUAAUUGUUAUUUUAUUGUCUAAUUUAUUUAUAACGUUGGCCCAGAUGUUUAUGGGAAGUGAUAAGCGAGUCCUUAUGGAAUUCAGUCCUAGUUAGCACCUUUUACAGGCUAGGUAAUUUCUUGAUCACAGAACCAAUGCCAGGAAAUACCACCCUCAUACAAGGGCACAAAAUAUAUCCUGUUGUCUGUAACUGUGAUUAACUAGCUUUUUGUUACUGUAGUUAUCAAGUGUUUGUUGAAUCAUCUUGUUUUUUUUAAAUGUAUAUUAUCGCCAGUAUUUACCAAAGCCCAGCAUCUGCAUAUCAUUUCAUACAAAUGAACUACCUGUACAGUAUGUGAAACACAUUUUUUUUAAUACUUUAUUUUUAAAAACAUGGUCUUUUACAAGGUGCAUUUUUAGGUUUUGAAAUACAUGUUCAUACAUUUUCUACAAAACAAAAUAAAAAUCAUUUGACAGGCAGACAUUUUUUUUUUGGUUUUUAUAUUACCGUAUAUAGUCAUGUGUCAUGUAGUAGCCUUAGCUCUUCUUUACCAUAACACCAAACAUCCAACACACAUUUCAGCAGUAUUAUAGAAACAGUAGACUUUGUUAAAGUGUUGAUGCAAGGCAUUUGAUGUUGUAAGGCGUGCGUUUACGGAGAGCUGUUUUAUUGAACACCGUUGUCACUGGUAAUUCACAGCAGUGGUCUGUUCUACAGUUUAAAUAUAAUUAAACAUGUGGAAUACAUUAGCCUCGUGCAUUUUAGAUAUAAAGAGGAUAAGCAAUAACACUGUGUUAUGUAAUUAUUAACAUUAUGCUGUUAUUUUAUAAGCAAAAUAUUAACUAUAGUUAGCAAUAGCUGUGUCAAGCAUUUGGCUGUGCAACAGUUUAGUCAUUUUUUGUUUUUGUCUCUUAGUUAAAAUCCUGCCACUUCAAAAAGUAGAAAGCAGUUUUAGAAAUAAAUUGAUGUCAGGGACCAAAGCUGCUGCUGUAUGUUCAUGUAAAAGAGUUUGUUUUUAUAUAACACGUUGCAAGUACCUUUGAGCCAGUUACCUGCAAUAUCUGGAUGUGGAUAGCUGGGCUAGGAUAUAUUUCCAAAUAUGUAAAUACUUCUUAGAAAACAAAGUUGAAACCUUUACAAUCAAAAACUUUAACUGGUGUUGAGAUUGAGAAGUGUCUGUGACUUUGUUUAGCAGCAAAAUGCCGGACAGGACUGACCUGGGUGAUUCACCCCACACAAGGUGAAGUAAAGAACAAUAAAACAUCAUUUUAAAGUCCUGUAUUCAAUGCUGCACUGCAUGUACUUGCAGCAUGCUGUGUUUUUUGGUUUUAGUAUUUUGUACAUUUAGUUGUGUAAAUAACAUUAGAUGUGUGAUAUUUAACUUUUUGUUUUGCACACUAGGUUUUUUUUUUUUAAAGGCAUUGAGAUAUAGUUAUAUUAAUACAUUUUAAAAGGAAUUUCUGUGCACAUGUAAUGUCCUGAUUGUUGCGACGCUGCAGUUGUAGGAAAUCAAUAGAAGCCAAUCCGUGUUUUAUAGAACUAUAUAUAAGUCUAAACUACAUUAAUUUGGUGAAUUGUAGUUUAAGUCAAUUAUCAAAAAAAAAAAAAAAAUGAACACAAGUGAUUAAUAUGCUCCUGCUGAUGAUUGAUUAUUGCACUAAGAUCAUGAUUUUGAUAUAGCUUAGUGUAGGGUGUAACGAUUCAUUGUGUAUCAAUGCAUCAUGAGGCUCUCUUUACAUGAUAUAUCAUAUCGUAAUAGAAGUAUGUAUCAUUUGUAUCAUGAUCCAAGACCAAAAGCACAACACCGCUCAUUCUAGAUCAUCAAAUGGCUCUUGAAUGAAGAAUAUGUGUGUUUUAUAGUUGGUAUGGAUACAUACUCUCCCUGUCCCAUUUAAUUUGUAUCUUUUAACUAAGUAUUCCAUCAUUAAAUUACCAUUUGAUCUUCUUACGCAUCGUACAAGUAGCCAAUCAGGACAACCAUAUAUAUUGUGAUACAUGUCGUACCACAGCCUGCAUAUCACGAUAUGCUUAAAAAGCGUUGACUUAGAACGUCUAACCUGACCAGUAAGGAAAAGAAAAAAUCAUCACGUAACAUUUGCCAACUAUUUUAACAGUACUGAGCUUAUUGUUCAUUUCAUUUGUUUACACAAAAGUUUAGCUGGUUUGUAGCUGUUUGUUUGUUUGUUUGUUUCUCACUGGCACGUAACUUGUGAAGAAUUAUGUCUUUUCCAGUCCUCAUCUGUAUUAGUGAAAUAACAAUAGAUGGAUGUAUACAUGCCUGGUGCUUUUUAAAAUGUUUAUUCUGUGGACAUGAUGACUUUAAAGAUAAGUGGGACACUUGGUAUCUGCAUUAAAAUAAAAAAAAAUGUCAUUAGGCACAUUAUACAGUAUUUUCAAAGUGUUCAAAUUAUAAUAAUUAAAAAAAAAAAACAGCUGUAAGAAAACAGAAUUGAGGGGGGGUGGGGGGGGAAGCUAUGUGCAUCACUCCAGUAAAAUGGACAAGGCGAGAAGGAUGAUUCCUUGCUAAAAGCAAUGUAAGCACAUAAUGCUUUUGUGCCCCGAGGAGUAGCCUAUAAUUUGUGGCAUUGUUGAAGCUUCGAUCUGUUACGUAUGCCUGUACCAGCUAGUAGGUUUUGAGCACAUUUUGACUCAAGUUAUUUGUAACACUGGAAACAUGGAUCUCCCCACUCCCUUAUGGUGUAUACAAGGUAAAUAGUGUGAGCCUUUUAGUGCUUUGCCCCUAAAUACUUUAGGUAGAAUUGUCCAUUACUUGUAAAUUGUUUAACGUAAUUCUUUUUUAUUAUUAUUAUUUAUUUGUACUGAUAUUUUAAAACUAGUAAUUUUACACACAAAACCCCAAGCUACAAUUUUCUGUGUAUAAUUGUAUAUUUUUCAUGUUUGCUCAUAAUGAUGCCUAUAAUUGACCAAUCACAGUUAACAUGUCUUUUAAGGUUCAUGUUUGUACUGUAUUCUUGCAAUAAAAACACAUUUGUAGUC
Messenger RNA from Polyodon spathula (Mississippi paddlefish), 6235 nucleotides. RefSeq names its product tyrosine-protein kinase Fer-like. The record is from RefSeq and is a predicted model, not a curated record. Gene Ontology annotation, biological process: chemotaxis; regulation of mast cell degranulation; cell adhesion. The transcript has 20 exons. Gene Ontology annotation, molecular function: ATP binding; non-membrane spanning protein tyrosine kinase activity. Lineage: Eukaryota; Metazoa; Chordata; Actinopteri; Acipenseriformes; Polyodontidae. The coding region runs from base 416 to 2908 and encodes 830 amino acids.